AGAAGACUUGAAAGUUGAGCUUCCUUGCUUGCAAUUGCACACACGCACUUUCGGUUGGAGGGAGAAAGCAACGGCAGGAACAGCUGGCCGGAGCUCCGAUGGACAACCGGAACGUCGUCGUCUGCGACAAUGGCACCGGCUUUGUCAAGUGCGGUUUCUCCGGUGAAAAUUUCCCGACCUCGGUGUUUCCUUGCGUUGUGGGAAGGCCCAUGCUUCGGUACGAAGAAUCCCUCACGGAACAAGAGCUGAAGGAUGUUGUUGUUGGAGAAGCUUGUGCAGACCUGCGGAAUCAAUUGGAUAUCUCUUACCCAGUGAAUAAUGGUAUCGUGCAAAACUGGGAAGACAUGGGCCACGUGUGGGAUCAUGCAUUUUAUAACGAGCUAAAAAUAGACCCAAAGGACUGCAAGAUUUUACUGACAGAUCCGCCACUCAAUCCUUCAAAAAACCGUGAAAAAAUGGUUGAAACCAUGUUCGAGAAGUACAACUUUGCUGGCGUCUUCAUUCAAAUCCAAGCUGUUUUAACUUUAUAUGCUCAAGGUCUGCUGACAGGAUUAGUUAUUGACUCAGGUGAUGGCGUCACUCAUGUGGUUCCAGUUGUUGAUGGCUAUUCAUUUCCUCAUCUUACCAAGAGAAUGAAUGUAGCUGGUCGGCAUAUAACAUCGUAUCUUGUUGAUUUGCUCUCAAGGAGAGGGUAUGCAAUGAAUAAAACUGCUGACUUUGAGACUGUCAGAGAAAUUAAAGAGAAGCUAUGCUAUAUCAGUUAUGAUUACAAGAGAGAAUAUCAGCUGGGACUCGAGACAACCAUUCUUGUAAAGGACUACACUCUUCCGGAUGGAAGGAUAAUAAAAGUUGGCACUGAACGGUUUCAGGCCCCUGAGGCUCUGUUUACCCCUGAACUCAUUGAUGUUGAAGGUGAUGGAAUGGCCGACAUGGUAUUCCGCUGCAUCCAGGAAAUGGAUAUUGACAAUAGAAUGAUGCUCUACCAGCACAUAGUAUUAAGUGGAGGAAGCACAAUGUAUCCGGGAUUACCUAGUCGUCUAGAGAGAGAGAUACAGGAUCGCUACCUUGACUUCGUUCUGAAGGGUAACAAAGAUGGGCUUAAGAAACUUCGGUUACGUAUUGAGGAUCCUCCAAGAAGGAAGCAUAUGGUCUACCUCGGUGGAGCUGUGUUGGCUGCGAUUAUGAAGGAUGCUCCCGAGUUCUGGAUUAGCAGGGAAGAUUAUUUGGAAGAAGGAAUUGCCUGUCUAAGCAAGUGUGGGCAGGCUUGAACAGUAAAGAUCAGAACUUUGCCCCUAAUUACAGUUCUUAUACAUGCUUCCAUUGUGCCUGUUUGGAAGGGAAAAGCUAAUAAUCUACCCGAGGAUGCUUCAAAUCACCUGCUUCAAUCACCAGGUUCUCAAAACUGGAGCUUUCCUCGAAUUGAUCUGAAAAAAAAUGAUAGGUCGUCAACUGUUUCAAGCGGCAGUGGCAAAUCCACUGAAAGAGAAGGGGCUAAGCAUAUUUUGCAGAUUGACAAUAUUACUCUUUUAUCUGAACUGAAACUUCGACUUGUGGUUUUAUCUUUCAUAUACGAUUCUUACAAAUUGCUGAUAUUGUACAGACGGGUAUAUAGCUGAAGCGCAUUGUAUUCUUCAGGUCGGGAAUACCACAUGGAUUCGGAUUUUGCGGCUCUUGUUGUCACCAUCGUUUGCAUUUUACGGGAUUCUGCGCUUGUCUAUGGUGGAGUUGGUAUAGACUUUUCUAAUUCUAAAGCUCAAUGGUCUGUCCUAAUAUGUGACUCUGAACUGCCAAAAAGCUUCCCUACAGACGGGUUCAAUC
This is a messenger RNA of Punica granatum (pomegranate), 1818 nucleotides long. NCBI's taxonomy places the organism in Eukaryota, Viridiplantae, Streptophyta, Magnoliopsida, Myrtales, Lythraceae. The record is from RefSeq and is a predicted model, not a curated record.